AUACAUUGGAGAAAAUCAUUUUGUUACCUCUGAAAUGCUUACUUUUAAUUUAUGUGUGUGCAUGUAUGAACUGAUAUAUGAAAGACAUAUGGGUUUGCAUCAAGAACUAACUGAACUUCUGAAAUUUAAAACCCAGAAACUUUUUUCUGCUAUCUUAUUGUGCCUUAGAACUUUCCCCGAUAUUUCUCUAAAGAAGACACAAUCUCUGAUGACAUCUGGAUGAUUUUGGGUAUCUAGUCUGUGCAUUAAGGAUGAAAGGAGGCUUGCAUGGACUGAGGAAUAAACAUGUCUAUCUCAUCCUGAUUGCUCUUGCCUGUGCAACUGUGGUUGUGUGGCGUUUUGAAAUCCCCCUAUUUCUUACGUUCAUACUUCCGCCUCAGAGUCAUGUCUUGUGGUUGUCUCCAGGUUGGCCCCCAUUAAUUUUUUUUCUAUUUAACAUGAUUUCUUUUUGUCAGUCAAUAUUUAAGAUUGGCUAUGUAUAGAUUGAUCCAUUGCAACAGGUUUAAGUGAGUAAAUGAAAGUUGUAAAGAGUGCAUCAUAAUAUUCUGUGUAUCCUUUUAUUUUCAUACCAAAUAAUUAAGGAACCAGCCAUUAAAUCUCACUGAAAUUGAGUGGGAUAGCUCAUACAUUAUUGGAAUAGGAUGCACUCGGGAGCGAUUGAAAUUGGAAGGGGGCACAAUCAACGGGAAAAAAAAAAGUGCGGUAAGUGAGCAGGAGGAAUAUCAAUGCUUUUGGAAAUCAGCUCCAAUGGGACCUCAAGAAAUGCUCUCCUAAAAGAGCAUGAUUACAACAAAUUGUAAUAGCAACUCCUGUUGAAGACCACGGUAGCAUGUUGCUUCUGCUGUAACCUUUGAGGAUAUGGGAAACUUGAUGAACAUAGUGUUGUACCCUUUCACUUGGACUAUUAGCCUGCUGGACCCCAUCAAAUUGGCAUGGCUGCAUUUUGUUAGAGCAACAUUUUCAUUUUCACAUCAUUACUUCUAGUUCCUAGUUUUACUGUAUUGAAUUAGUGGUUGCAAUUCGAUAUAUCUUCCCCUUUUUCAUGUUGGGAUUGUAUCGUGAAGUGUUACUCAUCUGUAAUUUUUCAUGAUGGCAGAUGGAAAAAUAAAAGACAAACAAGUUUUAGAAGGAGAAAAUAGCCCAGAUCAAUCAGAAAAAGGUGUGGAUUUGGAAGUGCCAAUGAAUUCCUUAAACACAAAUUCUUCUGUGAGAAAUGAAGAGAAAAGAAGCUCAACAAAUAUUUUGGACAAAGAGCAGGAAAUCCCCCCUAAUGUAACAGAAGUCUCAGAUAUCAAACAAGUUUCAGAAGAAAAGAAUAGUUCAAAGCAUGGAGAAAAGAAUCUAAUAGCACAAAUGAGUUCUGUUAAAGGAGAAUACGAGAACAUUUUGGCGACUCGUGUGGAAAAUCAAGCCUGUAACUAUGCUAGAGGAAAAUGGGUCACAAAUGAUAGUUGGCCUUUGUAUUCUGGAUUUGGAUGCAAGCAAUGGCUGUCAUCAAUGUGGGCUUGCCGCCUGACACAGCGCAAGGAUUUUGAGUAUGAGAAAUUACGGUGGCAACCAAAAGAUUGUGAAAUGGAAGAUUUUACGGGCUCUAAGUUCCUGAGAAGGAUGCAGAAUAAAACUCUAGCUUUUAUCGGGGAUUCAUUGGGACGACAGCAGUUCCAGUCACUAAUGUGCAUGAUCACAAGUGGUGAAGAGAGGGCUGAUGUUCUGGAUGUUGGAAAGGAGUACGGUCUUGUCAAAGCUCGUGGUGCUGCACGCCCUGAUGGAUGGGCUUAUCGGUUCACGAGCACCAAUACUACCAUACUGUAUUAUUGGUCUGCGAGCCUCUGUGGCUUGGAGCCCCUUGAUAUGACUAACCCAACCACAGAUGUUGCCAUGCAUCUUGAUCGGCCACCAGCUUUUUUGCAUCAUUUCCUUCACAAAUUUGAUGUCCUUGUUCUCAAUACUGGACACCAUUGGAAUAGAGGGAAGCUCAAGGCUAACCGUUGGGUCAUGUAUGUUGGUGGUGUGCCUAAUACCAAUAGGAAAAUUGCAGAUAUCGCAGGCGCCAAAAACUUCACAGUUCACAGUAUCAUCGAGUGGGUAAACUCUCAGCUACCAAAAUAUCCGGGCUUGAAAGCAUUCUACCGAUCUAUUUCACCGAGACAUUUCUUUAAUGGAGAUUGGAACACUGGAGGUACCUGUGAUAAUACCACCCCGCUCUCUGGUGGGAAGGAAGUUUUACAGGACGAACCUAGUGAUCAUCUUGCUGCAGGGGCAGUGAAGGGAAAACAGGUUAAGCUCUUGGAUAUCACAGCUCUGUCUCUGCUGAGAGACGAGGGUCAUAAAUCUCGAUACAGCCUUAAAGCCACGCCAGGAGCACAUGAUUGUCUGCAUUGGUGCUUACCUGGUGUUCCAGAUACAUGGAACGAAAUUCUUUUUGCGCAGCUGUAGUCCAACAAAGCUGGCAUCUAGUGACGAAUAAGGGGACACCCCCUCUUAAUGGCUUGAAACAAAAAGAAUUACCUGUUGCCACAAUUCUUUUACAAGUGCAUUCACACACAGUGGAAGAUGUCAUUCAAUAGAGUUACCAAUUGGAGUUUGUGUUCUACACAGAUAUCCUGACGAGCUGUAGCAAUCUGUGAUCGAUAGCCUUAUUGAACGGUCUCUUUCAUGCAUACCGUAGCUUGCUUCAUUUUUCUUUUUGGUUAGUUUUAAUAUAUGAAAUGGUUGGACAAUUACCAAAGAACGUCCUCUCUUGAAGAAUAGAAAAACCCUUCUAAAAGUGGAUGAUGGGGAAACAAGAAUUAAACACCCGAACAUACCAAACAUUCUCUUUACUGUUUAAGGAUCUUUCAAUCUCUGA
Messenger RNA from Ilex paraguariensis (yerba mate), 2848 nucleotides. NCBI's taxonomy places the organism in Eukaryota, Viridiplantae, Streptophyta, Magnoliopsida, Aquifoliales, Aquifoliaceae. The record is from the annotation of a GenBank genome assembly.